AUGGUACUUCCCGUUAGUAAAAUCCAUGGAUAUGCACUCCACGGCUCGCGAUGGUCCUCGACAUUCAUCGACAGCGACCUGCGCUCACCUUUCGAAGAGGCCAGCUUUGGGGAGGUCCCGCACACGAUCCCAUUCCUCGCCCAACCUUUGACCAGAGAGAUUCGCUGCGACGGUUUUCGAGGGGUCAUUGAUCUCAACCUGAACCAACUCGUUGGCCUCUUCGCCAAGAUUGAUGUUCUUUUGAUGAAGCCCGCUUCUCUCUUCGUCUCUUGCCGCUUCUACUGGGACAGCAUAUGGUCCGACGACUUCGUGAUCAACCGAGCGCAGGACAACCAGCGCCUGACAUUUCCCACCUUCGGGUCGAACGCCGCCAACAGGGCCCAGAUCCUGCAGAAGGUGAAAUUUCCCUUGAUGGUACUAUUGAGGAACAACACGCCAGUCCUGUUGAGCGCCAGGAACAGAGAUAACCCUGCCAAGGUCUUCUUCAUCAGCUACUUGAAAGCCCAUGUUCCCGAGGGUGAAUUUGACACGCCAGUUGCGGUCGAGUUUCAGAAGGUCACGUAA
Diaporthe batatas is the source of this 564-nucleotide messenger RNA. RefSeq lists its product as uncharacterized. The transcript is spliced from 3 exons. The record is from RefSeq and is a predicted model, not a curated record. NCBI's taxonomy places the organism in Eukaryota, Fungi, Ascomycota, Sordariomycetes, Diaporthales, Diaporthaceae. The coding region runs from base 1 to 564 and encodes 187 amino acids.